GAACCGUCGUCCAGGAAAGCUUCAAUUCGCUCGAGAUAAUUUUGUAAACAUUUUUCGAGCGUCAGUUGUGUUUGCUAGUGUUGUUUUAAUUUCAAAAAAGAAUCGAAUGGUAGUGUUUAUUCGGAUUUGUUUCGUAGACGUGAUUUUUGGCCUUUGUUGAAGGCUAUCAAAAGUUUUACCUAUUACCUCGUCCAUAAAACUCUAGUUUCGUUCCUGUCAGCUUCAGAAGUCAACCAGGCGACUCAAUUUUGUCUCCAAAUUUCGAAGUGUCAACCUGGCGACACCCCCAGAUCGAGUAAAGUCAACCAGGCGGUUUUUUCCAAUUCAGAAGAGGUCAACGUGCACCACGUCUUCGAUCAUUCGUUUUGCAGUCGAGCACACUAAAACGUGCACUAAUCCGACUACAGUGUUCAGAUCGUAGCAAACUCGCGUAUCUGGUGCUGAAAGAAAGAUAAGCAGUAUCUCGUGUGGUAAUUUUGACUCAAAUAAAUUGUUACCAAAAGAAUACGUAUACGUUGUACCUGAAUCUAUUCUGUGACGUUUCAUCUGCGUGGCCAUGUCGUCUGGCGAAGAUCGCCGCCGUUCAUCGAUACAUGAUGAAAAAGCAUAUUAUCAAAAUGUCCAUUCGUCUUCACGUCGUCGUAAGGAAGAGCACCGCUCGCGAUCUGAGAUCAGACGAAAUGACGAAAUUCGUCGUUACGCACGUGAGAUUAAGAAUCUCAAGCAGAAGAUAGAACGAUUGGAGAUGAACAGGUCACCAAAUCGGUCACGUCGCUCGCAGUAUUCGCGACGAGAAAGAAGAUCGCCAAAACAUUCUUCAUCUCGUGAGAGUAGCCAAAGCCAGAAUAGAGACCAGUUCGAGGCGAGCAAGUCCUCAAAUCGUUCUUGUGGUUCGCAAUAUUCACGAAAGAAGACGUCUGUCAGCAAAAGAACGAGUACAGACCGAACACGGGAUCGCAGAAGGAGAUCGCCAAGUCAUCCUUCAUCUCGAAGUAGUAGCCAAAGCCAGGAUAGUUCCUAUAGUCACGAACAUAGAGAACAGUUCAAGACGAGCAAGUCCUUAUAUCGUUCUUGUGGUUCACAAUAUUCACGAAAGGAGACGUCUGUCAGCAAAAGAACGAGUACAGAUCCAACAUACAAACGUAGAACCAGAUCGCGAAGUCGUUCUUCAUCUCGAGAGAGUAACCAAAGCCAACAUCGUUCCCAUAGUCACAAACCUAGAGAACAGUUCGAGGCGAGCAAGUCCUUAAGUCGUUCUUGUGGUUCGCGAUAUUCACGAAAGGAGACGUCUGUCAGCAAAAGAAAAUCUCCCUCUCCUCCUGCCCAUAGGGAGAGACCCAGAAUUCAAUCUGACAAGGCGGCAUCGAAUUCCAAGUCCAGGCACCUGGAAUCACCUGGAAUCGUUGACAAAGAGCAGAAUCGUUACGAAUCCAAGGCCAGACUUGAUCCAGGAAAACUAACCGCUGAUCCUGACAACAAAAGUAGCACUUCCACAAAGGCCACCCCUUCCAAAAAACCAGACCAGAAUGAGCGUCUGGAGUCUGUUGAUCUGCAGAAAUUCCCCUACGAUGAAUUCGAGUUCAUUGGCGAUUCGUUAAGCCACUAUUUGGCCAAUGCUGUACGGAAAACGACAGCACAUGUGAUAAAGCCUUACCUCAAGGAACAAAUAUCCCUCACAGAUCUAUACAAAUCGAUCAAACCAGUUACAUUCACCAAAAGCAAAGCGAUCGUUUCCAUGGCUCAAUUUGAGCUCAAUUUAACCGAUACGUACUACAAGACUGUACAGAAAAAGGUCAAGGAAGUGAUCGACUUGCUGAUUGGGAAAGGUUUUGAUAAAAUCAUCAUCCUGUUUCCAGUCAUCAAACCUGUUGUCGAAAACCAAGAACCGGUGUCUAUGAGCAGCUAUUUUAUGUACAGACAAGCUUUCGAGCUCGUCUGUGAUUAUAAACGAGUCGCCUUAUGGUGGACCCCCGCAGCACUUUUUUUGCAGCUGACGAAAGAUGAAAGAUGCCCUGGAAAAAUGACCUUUGAUCAAGAUGAAGAUGACAAUAUGAUUCCUAUAAAAUGCAAGUUUCAUCACGAUAAGAUCAGCGGAAAAUUCUACCCAGACCGUGACCGAAAACACGAAGUUCUCGUCGAAAUUGAUAAACUGUAUCGUAGCGCGUAUUUUUCGGGUAAACGGCCGGAAAUGGAUUUUGUAGAAGAAUGAAGCCUGUUUUUUGAAUACGUUUGUUUAAAAAUGUAGAAUUUUUAGCGUACGAACCGAAAAAAUGGAUUUUUUGUUCUCGUAAAUUUAGAUUAUUUUUGAUUAUCUUUCGUAUGAUCGUAUGCUGGAAUAUAUUUGCUUUAUUGUUCACGAUCUUGUAUUGUAGGUACCUACUCAAGUGUGUUGUUUAAUUUACCAUCCGUUCGAGUUCCUCAAUAUUUAUAUCGUUUAUUUAAGAUGUAUUCGACAUUUUCCAUUAUGUACGUAGUACGUAUGUACAAUUGUUUUUUGCUACGAAUACAUGAACCGAUCAUUGAAAA
Planococcus citri (citrus mealybug) is the source of this 2526-nucleotide messenger RNA. RefSeq names its product serine/arginine repetitive matrix protein 1-like. The transcript is spliced from 2 exons. Lineage: Eukaryota; Metazoa; Arthropoda; Insecta; Hemiptera; Pseudococcidae. The coding region runs from base 557 to 2209 and encodes 550 amino acids. The record is from RefSeq and is a predicted model, not a curated record.